AUGUCGUUCAGGAAGAAGAACGUUGUUCUCGGUUCAUCCGCUAGAGGUCCGGCAAGAGAACCCAUCGCCCUCAAGCAGGAAAUGUUGCCUCCGGUGGGAGUUCGUCCGUCACCCCUUGACGGCCGCCCUACGAUGUCGACAGGGACAGCUUCUCUUGACCAGCUUCUGGCAGGACAUGCAGGCCUGCCACUCGGAUCUAGUCUGCUUGUUGAAGAGUCCGGGACGACAGACUUUGCAGGUGUUAUUCUCAGAUAUUAUGCCGCGGAAGGCCUCGUGCAGGGUCACCAAGUGCAUGUGCUUGGGCCGACUGAAGCAUGGAAAGGAGAGCUACCAGGUCUUGGUAAAGUCAGCGGCUCAAGUAGAAGCAAAUCGACAUCUGGAUCAGGUGAAAAAAUGAAGAUUGCGUGGAGAUAUGAGAGCCUUGGGAAGAAUGCUGGCCAAGCAACUUCUUCUGAAGUUUUUUGCCACGUGUUUGACCUCGGAAAGCGCUUGCAGCCUGGUGAUGCCAAGGGUGAACUUCAUGCGACACCGUUGGUAGCCGCCAUAAGCUGGCUUCAACCCCAGGGAUCUGCCAGCUCGUCGCCAUUCGAUGCUUUCAUUACCAACGUCACCGCGAGGCUCAAAGCGUCAAAACCUGGGACCAUCCAUCGAAUAUUGGUGCCGACUCUUCUGUCGCCCGCGCUCUACGGCUCCUCUGUUUGCCGGCCGGACGACGCGCUCCAGUUCUUGCACAGUUUGAGAGCGCUGUUGCGCCAGUACAGUGGGAGAUUGACGGCCCUGAUUUCGCUUUCAACAUCAUUGUUCCCACGGUCGACUGGCUUUACGAGAUGGAUAGAGCUGAUGUGUGAUGGAGUAUUCGAAAUGCUGCCUCUGCCGCGGAAAGUACACUUGCAGCCGAACACCAAGUCCGAAGAUGUGGUGCAGGGUAUGCUAAAGGUACACAGCCUUCCUGUCUAUCACGAGAGAGGAGGCGGUUUGGAAGGACAGUCUUCCCGGGAGAACCUGUCGUUCAGGUUGAGCAGUUCGAGCGGGCUCAUCUUCAAGGCCUACGUGUUGCCCCCUAUGCUUGACGAUGAAGGAAAGGGGGUAAAGGAGGAGGGUGGGAAGGGAGACAAAUUGGACUUCUGA
Colletotrichum spaethianum is the source of this 1128-nucleotide messenger RNA. RefSeq names its product elongator complex protein 4. The record is from RefSeq and is a predicted model, not a curated record. The transcript is spliced from 2 exons. Gene Ontology annotation, cellular component: transcription elongation factor complex; elongator holoenzyme complex; cytoplasm. Bases 1 to 1128 code for a protein of 375 amino acids. Gene Ontology annotation, biological process: tRNA wobble uridine modification. Lineage: Eukaryota; Fungi; Ascomycota; Sordariomycetes; Glomerellales; Glomerellaceae.